AUGGCUCAUCUGUCGGCACCGCAACCCGACGAUGUCCAUGCCCGGGCUGAGGCAGCUACUGAUACGUAUACAAUUCUCGACGGCGACCACUCCUUUGAGACUCAAACCAGCAUAGGCCACGGAUUCGCCCAGAACUUCGGACCCAUCACUAGUCUCUCCGAGAUUCCAGCGAGCGGUAUCAGCACAGACUACCUCGCAAGCCUUUUUGCGCAUAAUCCAGCCAGUCCAACGUCUACCAAUACGUCAACACAAAACCAAAGACAACCGCCGGCUGGCGCACGGGCCAACCGCAAUCCGAUUGGGCCUGUCCAUGAUCUGGUUGGGUCACCGUCCAUUGAUACGUCAUUCUCAGGCGACGAAGUACAAUUGCCGGCCGAAGUAGCCGUUGACGGCUAUGACCUUCGGACGGCCGUCCCAGAAGCUCAACAUGAGUUCAACGAACUGCUUGCCAGAAUUCAAGGUUAUGGAUCGUCCUUGGCUGCACGUGCUCCCAAUGCUACCAUGCUGGAGGAAUUGCCGUUUGCAAUUCCCUUUCUCGGCCGUCAACCUUCCCUAGGUCCUCCACAUGAUGCCCAAGACGUGGCCGCGGCAGCUCGCUUGUUGCAGCUUAGUGCGGCGGAGGUACCCGACAGAGAAGCCUACGCCUUGGAGCACCAAAGCCACGAACAAAUCGAAGACUAUGCCGGAGAGGAUCUGGAAGGAUCAACCGAGCUCUGGCAAGUUGCCUUCCUCGACGAUUUUGGGCAGAAUGAUGACCAUGGUAACUUUUUGGAUCAGAUACUAGCGGACUGGGAUGCUCAGCCCAGCCUGGAUCAGCUGCCCACGUCUGGCGACGCAUUCCCGUCAUCCGACUGGGAGCAGUGGCCGUUCGCAUUUGACGGUGGACUCCUCCUUGCGGUUGCGCGCGAAGACCCUGGCUUGAGAGCAGAACAGCGCCAGCUGGAGCCUCGUCAAAGUAUCGAAUGGGAAGUUGAUUCCCUUGUUUUAAUGGGUGCAAUUGAUGUCGUCGAGUUGGAGGAGCUGCGGUCUGCGCUCUUGUCGCACAGAAGGCAGCCACAAGCCGUGUAA
This is a messenger RNA of Purpureocillium lilacinum, 1068 nucleotides long. RefSeq lists its product as uncharacterized. The record is from RefSeq and is a predicted model, not a curated record. Lineage: Eukaryota; Fungi; Ascomycota; Sordariomycetes; Hypocreales; Ophiocordycipitaceae.